Messenger RNA from Angiostrongylus costaricensis, 756 nucleotides. NCBI's taxonomy places the organism in Eukaryota, Metazoa, Nematoda, Chromadorea, Rhabditida, Metastrongylidae. The record is from the annotation of a GenBank genome assembly.
AUGAAAAAAGCUCUUCAGGAGGCUGAUAAAGUUCUGAAGAAGCACCCCGUCACUAUUUGUGCUAAGGUCCUGAAAGCGUUAGCGCUUAUUCGAUCUGACAAAAUUGCUGAUGGUUUUGAAAUCAUCAAUACUUUGGAUGUUCCUGGAGCACAUUUUGAUGAUGGAACUCUUCAAGCAUUUGUGCACUGCUUUAAAGAAGCUGGUUGUCCUGAUAGGAUAACCACUCUUUAUCAACGUGCCGUGGCUGUAUCUCCUUCUGAACAAAAUCUCACUCAUCUGUUUAUGGCUCAUGUUAGAAAUAGGUCAUUUAAAAACCAGCAAUUAGUGGCUAUGCGUUUAUUCAAGGAGUUUAACAAUACUCCGUAUUUCUUUUGGGGAGUGAUGAGUAUCGUUAUGCAGGCACGUAGUGAUCCAGAAAUGGGUAAAAAAAUGCUCUAUCCACUUGCAGAGCGGAUGCUUGCAAACCACCUAUUAGAACUACAUGCUAUGGUUUACGAAGGCAUGGGAAAGUUUGCUGAAGCGGAAGAGUUACUUGGGACUACUGAUUCUAGAGCACUUCUUCCAACACCGCCAACAUUCUUGACGGCGCGAAGACUUGCUCUUCUUAUGUCUGCAAAGAAUUAUCGAACAGUGAUGGAUAGGAGUGUCGAAGGAUUGAAAGCAGACCCAGAUGACUGGGUUCUAUGGAAGAUGCUGUUCGACUCAUCAUUCGAAGUUUUAAAAGAAGCUGAAAACGAUGAUGAACGAACAAAGUAG